Molecule: messenger RNA, 2406 nt
Organism: Vicia villosa (hairy vetch)
Lineage: Eukaryota; Viridiplantae; Streptophyta; Magnoliopsida; Fabales; Fabaceae
Product: serine carboxypeptidase-like 49
Exons: 1
Coding region: 1147-2088 (313 amino acids)
Biological process (GO): proteolysis
Cellular component (GO): vacuole
Molecular function (GO): serine-type carboxypeptidase activity
Source: RefSeq, a predicted model, not a curated record
AACAUUUCGCGGGGGCCUGAGAGAAGGUAACAGAGUGCAAAAAGAAUUCCCUGUUAUCAAUUAUAAUUAGUUUUAUAUUGGUUGUUUAGACACUACAUUUGAGGAUAUUAACAACGGAGUCUAUAGAUCCAAUUUCAAAACCUGUUGAGGAGGAUGUAGAAGAAGCAUCGUAUUUGUACAUAAAACAAGUGUCGCAAACAAAAGUGAUGACAAAAGAGGAUGAAGAAAUAGAGUCCCUGAAGAGCACUCACCACCGGAAAAACCAUCAAGUUUCGAUCACACAACUCAACUCACAUCAGCCUUUGAUUCUUCAUCAAUGUUCAUGGCCGAGGCUCCCUUCUAGGUAAAUGCGUUUCGGGAUGAGGCAGAUUUUUCAAUUCAACCAAAACCUCCAGAUUGAAGCUUUUCAAAAACGACUCUGAAAUUCCAAGAUGCAACCCGAUCACGGUCUGAUUCCCUCUUUUUGAAGGGGUUUAGAAGAACGAGAAUGGGGAAGUUAGGGAGGAAAGCGGCUCCAAUCAGUUUCAGGAACCAAAGAAAGUUAAAAUACAAGUUGAAAAAAAAGCUUCAAAAUAUGAUAGUUACGAUGGUAAAAAAAUUCAAGAGAGUGAUGGUAUGACAAAUCCUUCAAACACUGUUGUUGAAGAAAUUCUACCCAUUUCACUUGUUGUUGUGUUCAGUGAUAAUGAAAAGAGGUCGAACAGAUUGAAAGAAAAGUCUCUAAGGUUUUCUCCUUCUGGCGGAUCAUUUCAACAAUAUUUAGAAAUGAUAGAUUUUGAAUCUUCAUUACGUCUCAUGGUCGAGCCUCAAUUCAACGAUGGACUGUUUCAUGAUGAUGUUAAUUUUGCGAUUCCGCCGAAACCACCAGAUCAGAUUGUUGCUGGGUUUUUGCGUUGUGGAGAAAGUGAAUUCCACAGGUACACCAACAAUUUGUUCUCAACUUUCGCCUACAAACUGUUUGUUAAAAUACCCCUAACACCCACUUAUGUGAACACCUUUAUGUUAAAAGAAUUGGAAGUAAUUUUGACUGAAAGCUUGCAUAACAACAUCACUGAAUUUAGAGUUGCUUGGUCCUUGAUUGGUCUCUAUUUCAUUAAGAGUUUCAGUCCCUUUAAGGCAUUGCCCUAAUACUUGAAUCCACCUCAAAUGCUUGCACUUCCUACUGGUCAACCGUGGUCGUCCUUAACUGGUUGCAGCAGUGAAUUGGCAGUGUUUUAUGAAAAUGGCCCUUUCGAAAUUGCCGACAACAUGUCCCUUACAUGGAACGAAUAUGAUUGGGACAAGGAAAUUUUUGCUGCACAUCCUGAAUAUGCUACAUGUGAUAUUUUUUUAACGGGUGAAUCAUAUGAUGGGCAUUAUGUUCUGGUUUUUACUGCUCGUGUCCACAAGGGAAACAAAGCUAAAGAAGGAAUUCAUAUAAACUUGAAGGGAUUUUCCAUUGUUAAUGGGUUCACUGAUUUCAGAAUUCAUUAUAAAGCUUAUGCAGAUUAUGCACUUGACAUGCGCAUAAUUGAACAACCUGACUAUGACAGCAUCAACAAAGUGUUGGUUCUAGCCUACGAAUUGACAAUCAAACUAUGCGGUACAGAUGGAAAAAUCUCAUGCACAACUUCAUAUUUUGUUUGUAAUACUAUAUUCAUUCCCAUCAUGUCACAUGCUAGACAUAUCAAUUACUACGACAUCAGAAAGAAGUGUGGAGGGAUUCUUUGCUAUGACUUUUCGAACAAGGAAAAGUUCCUGAACCAAGGAUCUGUUCGGGAUGCACUAGGGGUUGGAGAUAUUGAUUUUGUGUCUUGCAGCUCUAUAGUUUUUCAGGCUAUGCUAGUGGAUUGGUUGCGAAACCUUGACGUUGGUAUUCCUGCGUUGUUGCCCUUCUUGAAGGCUGUUUGUCAGAGUAAGAAAUCUUGGCUAGCUCGGCACACCAACAUUGACCACUCUGACACAAUGCAAACCUAUGUAUUCAUUAUCCUAAUAUUUUCCGGCAUUAUUCUGCUACCGGUUCUUCUACUUGUUGCUUUAACAGAUGGUGGUGGGAAGAACAAACAGUUAGGAAAACAACUUUCAAUGAACUUGGCGAGUUAUCAAUGAAAAUAAAUGAGUCUUUAUUUUUAUUUCCUUUAUUUUAUCUUCUUCAUAGUUUAGAUUUUUCAGUUUUUAGUAGUCUUGUUAGGGUUCUAGAUUUAGCAUCCUAUCAAUUGGUGCUUUCAUUUUCGAUCUCACUUCCGCCUAAAAUCAUGACAAUCUUAUUGUUUGAUGGGGAAGAAGAUGCAUAUUGGUGGAUUCUUUGUUUUGAGAAAUUUUUCAAGGAGCAUGAAACACCCAAAUCAUUGAAGGUUUUGAAACCUUAGUGAAAAAUAAAAAAUACACAUAGAAUUCGAAAAUGUAUUUUCGAACAUUCCAUUCAAC